Lactuca saligna is the source of this 966-nucleotide messenger RNA. The record is from the annotation of a GenBank genome assembly. NCBI's taxonomy places the organism in Eukaryota, Viridiplantae, Streptophyta, Magnoliopsida, Asterales, Asteraceae.
AUGGCCAUGAAAACAUCAUAUUUAGAAGUUUCAUGUUCUAUUCGUAUAUUUUUUUUAACAAAUGUCAAGAGUUCUUCGGUUCCAGUGAUGUUGAUCAAGAAAAUGGUAGGCUUGGAUGGAAGUUGUUUCGAAGAAGUUGAAACAGACCCGUACUCCGAGCUCACUCUCCUUCCGGAAGAUUCUACACCUCGCCAUCGUCAAACUCGUUUGCUUCCUCCAACUCCACCUUCUCGUCGAGCCCGUCGUCGUUCUUUUAGAACCGAUCUGCAUCACCUACACGUGUCAACGUAUACAGAUCAUCUCCAUCGGCGUCGAAUAUACGAUUUUCUCUCAACAAUCUUCAAAUUUCUCCGAGUCGUUCGAUCUCUGCUAUAUGAUCCUCAUAUACCUGAGUUAGAAAAUUUUCUACACAAGGAUUUGUUCUUCCCUUCUAACAAAUUCUCUGAUGCAUUUCAUGAAGAUUAUGUAGAUAAGCUGUUCGAUGAAAUGCCAGGAAACGAUUUUUGGUCUGAACUAAAAGCCAUCAGAUGGUAUCCUGUUUCUGUUGACCCACCUUUGACCGGACUUCCAUGGUUAGUGCCAGAUAAUACAUAGGAUUCUGCCACUGUAGUUCAUGAGGCUGUGGCAAGAAAUCUGGCUUUGCUGCUUUCACUCUUCCCAAAUAUGGAUAAAUAUAUCAAGGUCAGCAUCAGCCUCACUAAAUAUGAUUCCAGAGGCUAUCAUGGAGAAACAAAUCUUUCUGACUUGACAGGGUUUCCAUUUCCUACAAUGUAUUGUGGGAUUGGCUGUGACUUAUUGGCAACCACUACUUUUGAUAGUUGUGGUUGGAACUGGUACAACAAGCAUAUAUGCUGGUUUCACGAGAAGAAACUGAUAGGUGAGGCAAAGGCUACUUUUAUCCCACGAGUUCCAGAGGUGUUGAAAACAAGUCUGAUCAAGCACAUUAGAGCUCAUGUGGAUCCAUGA